Molecule: messenger RNA, 2367 nt
Organism: Aedes albopictus (Asian tiger mosquito)
Lineage: Eukaryota; Metazoa; Arthropoda; Insecta; Diptera; Culicidae
Product: juvenile hormone esterase
Exons: 6
Coding region: 560-2326 (588 amino acids)
Source: RefSeq, a predicted model, not a curated record
UCCGCAAAUCUUGAAAUCCUCCCGCAUCUCGCAUUUGCAUUGCGGACAUAAAUCUCCAUAUUCUCGUAGGGUUGGGGCCCCGUCUAGAGCGCAGAGUUCUCGUCGAGGUGUUGCCGGGGCUGUUGACUGGGGGGAAGUAAGUUAUCUAUCGGUGAUCGCCGUAUAAAACUAGCGCCACGAUCGCCUCGCGAUCGCAGUAUAGUUUGUCUCCUUCGAACGAGCGUUCCGCCGUCGCCGCCGCCGCCGGUAAAAACGCUAGUUGUGGUGCUGCUGGCUCGGGGACUUUUUGGGCUUUCCGAAAGCCUGAUUAAUUACCGGCGACGCAGCCGUGACGUGACGCCCUAACGCGAGAAGAGGCAAAAUUGUGUAAUCUUCGGACGCGUGGAGGCGACCUAGUGCCAAAUGCUUUGGAGGCUGACUGUGUUGGGAGGAACCGGUUAUAUUGCGCGUGCGGGUUGAAACUGCUGGCUGGGGCGCCGGUGUGUGGAUCAAAGUGUGAUUUUUGCGUUAAGAAUCAGUGCCAGUCGUGAACUGUGAGACGUUGACGUGACGGUGCGAAAUGAAGUUGGUGGCUGUGGCUUUGGUGGUGAUUAGUUUUGGUGCUGUGGUUUCUGGAAGGACUUCAGAGCGGCUGAAAGUUACGCUGCCCCAUGGGGGGACACUCGUUGGAAGGUACCUGAGUUCGUUCAGUGGCCGAGGGAUUUUGGCGUUUUUGGGAGUACCCUAUGCGAAACCACCAGUUGGAGAGCUGAGAUUUAAGGCCCCACUUCCCUUCGGACCAUGGCAGGGCGAGCGCCGGUCAAUCGUCGAUGCCCCCCUGUGCACCCAGCGUGACCCUUACCGUCGAGAUGACGAAAUUUCCGGCGUCGAGGACUGCCUUCAGCUGAACGUCUAUAUUCCGGAGAGACCCAGUAGCAGUGAGGGACCCCUUCCGGUGAUGGUGUUCUUCCACGGGGGCGGUUGGCAGUGCGGUUCCGGUACCAGAGGUUUCUACGGGCCGGAUUUCCUGCUGGAUCACGACGUGAUCUACAUCGGAGCUAACUUCCGGUUGGGUCCGUUGGGCUUCCUGAGCACCGAGCAGGAGGACUGUCCGGGGAACAACGGUCUGAAGGAUCAAAAUUUGGUGCUGAGGUGGAUACGGGAGAAUAUCGCAUCGUUCGGUGGUGACCCCGGGUUGGUGACGGUGUUCGGAGAGAGUGCAGGAGGGGCCAGUGGAACCUACCACAUGAUGUCGCCCAUGUCGAAGGGGUUGUUCCACCGGGUCAUAUCGCAGUCCGGGGUAAAUCUGGAUUCGUGGGCUCAGCCGACUCAUAAGGGGGUGGCGAGGAAGCGUUCCAUACAGCUGGGAGAAAUGCUCGGCUGUAAGCAGGGCCAUGAUGGACGAUUCCGGGAGAUGUUGGAGUGCCUACGGAAGGUUUCCGCAGAGGACGUGACGAAGGCGUUCUAUGGAUUCUUUGAAUGGGAUACAGAUCCGAUGAUACCGUUCCCACCAGUUGUGGAACCUGAUCUUACCGGAGCGUUCAUUACCAAGCAUCCACGUGACGAAUACGAACCGCACGCAAUGGGUCUGCCUUGGAUGACGGGUUUGACGAUGGAUGAAGGGGCCCUGAAAAGUGCAUCCCUUAUUAAUCUACCGGAGCUUCGGGCUAGCCUGAACCAGCACUGGGAUAGAGCGUUGCCGUUGUCGUUAUACUAUGACCACCAUGAAGAUCCCACCAAACGGCAGGAAAUCACCGAAGCCAUUAACAAGUUCUACUUCAACAACCGCAAGCUAGUCAAGGAGACGGAACAAAACCUGACCAAUCUCUACUCGGACGCGUGGUUCCUUGCCGGAAUGGACGAAUAUCUGCGCAUCCGGUUAACAAAGAGUAAUACCCUCGGCACGGUUGGCCCAACCUACGUGUAUCUAUUUGCCCAGCGAACGGCCGCCAGUUUCACGGAGAUUUUCGAAGGCGGAAAAGAAAACUACUACGGUGUAUGUCACGCUGAGGAGUUGCAAUUCCUAUUUCCCAUUGCCAAGGAUCUUUUUGUGACGGCGGUGCCAACGCCGGAGGAGCUACAGGUGCGGAAGGUCAUCACCAAACUGUGGGUUGAUUUUGCCCGGUUUGGCAAUCCAACGCCGCCCGGUGGUGGGGAAGGUUAUUUGCCCGAGUGGCCCACGACGGACGGAUUUCCGCUGACGUAUUUGCGAAUAGGGAGCACUCGGAGCAGCGAUGGCGAGCCGUUGUUUGCGGUGGAGCGUGGACUGUUUGAGGAGAGGUCCGCUUUUUGGCGGGAGCUGCGAGCUCAUCAUCCUUCGGAAGGUGCCGUGAGAGAUGAACUGUAAUAGGUGGUUGGGUUUUAUUCGUGAGAUAGUUUUGUGAAUAA